AAGUGUCACGUCAAGCUGUCAAACAGCCAGGUCUGCGUUCGAAAAAAGGCACUGUGGCGAUAAGUGGAAAAUAUUUCCCUGUGAUAAUCUCUACUUUUUCAAGGAAAAUCAUUUUCCAAUUAGUUUUUCCUUGCUUUGGUUUUGUGCCUGCUGUUAUCAGCUAUCAUAGUUCAGUGCUUUCGUGUUUUAAUUUCCGACGAAUUUGAACAAAGAUUUAAUAUAGUUCGACGUUGAUUCUGGGCUGAGCAGGAAUUUAUCGAAAACAGGAGAGAUGGCAGGGGCGCCAGGAAAAGCUGACAUCGAUGCAAUUUUCAACAGACUUCGUUCGAUACCAACUAACAAGAGCUGUUUCGAUUGUGGGGCAAAAAAUCCCACCUGGUCAUCGGUGACGUAUGGAGUUUUUAUUUGCAUUGAUUGCUCUGCAGUGCAUCGGAGCUUGGGUGUGCACUUGACCUUCGUGCGGUCCAGCAAUCUGGACACCAACUGGACGUGGAUUCAAAUUCGUCAGAUGCAAGUCGGUGGCAAUGCCAAGGCGGCUCAGUUUUUCCGUCAACAUAACUGCAACACCACCGAUGCACAGCAAAAAUAUAAUUCACGUGCUGCGCAGCUCUAUAAGGAUAAAUUGAACCAUUUGGCUCAGCAGUCUCUACAGUUGCAUGGAACAACGUUGCACAUCGAUCAUCCAGCCGAGCAUCAUGCCGAAAGUAACAAGCAGGAGGAAGUCGACUUUUUUGCAGAUUGUGUUAAUUUUGAGGCUAGUACUACGUCGGACAGUCACAAUAAUAAUCUGAAGCAACAGGAAUCUGUCCAGAACGACAUCCCAAAACUUGCUUCUCUGAGCAAUGCGACAUCCGAUAGCGCGGGGAAUUUGCAGGGGCCUAGUGUUGAUUUUCUGAAUUCCACAGUCCCCGUGGAACCACCCAGGUCAACAAUCGGAGUCAGAAAAAUUCAGCCUAAAAAGGCAGGCCUUGGUGGAAAGAAAGGUGGCCUCGGAGCAACACGUGUCAAAACAAACUUCGCCGAAAUCGAAGAAAAAGCGAAUCUGGCGGACAAACUGAAGAUGACCCCAGCAGCUCAAGAGAAACCGGUCAGUGAAGAGGAUCAAGCACAGGCACUUGCAAGUGUUCGCCUGGCCUAUCAGGACCUUUCGAUCAAGCAACACAAGGAAGAAGAAAAGCUCAAGGCUAUCGAUCCUAACAAGGCUAAACAGAUAGAACGUCUCGGCAUGGGGAUAGGUUCCCGAAGCGGAGUGUCACACUCAGCCAUUGCGGACAUGAAAACUCUAACGCAGGAUUCAAGCAGCAAGGUGCAAGGGUCUUCGUUAUCGAAGGCAUUCGAUACUAACAAUGAUUUUUUCGAUGAUUAUGCAACGUCGAUGUAUGGUAGCAGCGGCAGCAACAGUAACAAGAAUUCGACAUCUAUGAAAGACUACAGUGAUGCCACGUUGAUGGGAUUCGAGACUAUUGAGCCUUUCGAUACCAAGCAUAACAUUCAGACUAUGUUUUCGCCAGCUUCCAGUGCGAAAAAUAUGAGCAUUAGCGAUCAACCGACAUACAGCCGAAACGCCAGCAAGAAACCACCGAACAGCGCAAGCAACGACUUCGAGUCCACCGAUGUGGCGCAGAAGAAGUUCGGCACAGCAAAGGGCAUCUCGUCGCAGCAGUUUUUCGGUGAUGAAACGUCCACGUAUGAGCGAUCUGCAAAUUUGGCCAAGUUCCAGGGGUCCAAUAGUAUUUCCUCGUCUGAUUACUUCGGUCACGGAAGCCCCAGUGGUAGCGGAGGUCGAGGGGCAAACUUGCAAUACAACGGACCAGACUUGGAUGACGUCAAAGAGAGCGUUCGGCAAAGUGUGACCAAGGUUGCGGGACGGUUAAGCUCAUUAGCGAACGAUGUGAUGUCGUCAAUUCAAGACAAAUAUGGCUAUUAGAAUAAAGUAUAUAGCAAGGUAUUUAGAAUUUUACGAAAUCUGUUUUCCAUAGUUUAUUGUCUUAAAAUGGAGGAUAAUAUCAAAUUUAAAAUCUUUAUUUUUACACAAUGCACUUUGAAUUAUUUAGUUAAAAUAUUUUACUAUCUUCCAUUAAGUUUCGUUCAAAUCUUGGUUUUAUUUUUUUGUCUUUGAAUUAAUUUAUAAUAGAUAUAAUUUUGAUGUAAUCUUUGUACAGGUCAAUUUAUGUAUUGUUGCAGCAACUUGAAUGUAAAGCUCGUUUUUGCGAAAACAAUUGCCUGCUACUUGUAAGAUUCCAUGUAUAAUGCUUAAACAGAAGUACCAUAGAAAGCCUUCAGUCUUCAUAUAACAUUCUUCUAGAAAUUACCUGACCGAUAGAAAAAAAAAACUACAAUCAUGAAAAACCGUUGUUUGAAAUACAUAAUUGUUCCACAGAUUAUUCUAUUGAUAUUUUACCAUAAAAAUAAUACAAAUCGAAAUUUAUAUAGAAACCUUGAUCACACUUGUAAAUUUCUAAAAGGGCAGUAUAACUAGACACUUGUUGAAUACACGUAUGUUAGCGAAAACUCGGAAAUAGUGAAUGUAUAACGGUUUAACCAGUAUAAAAGGGUGACAUUCAAUUCUGAAGAAUAUAAACAAAUCGGUCUUAUAAAAAAACUUUGCGAUUGCGACAAAACGUACUCUGUAUGUAAAUUAUAAUCUAUACAAAAGGAAAUAAAGUAUAUUAUUCUUAGGUAAACAA
Molecule: messenger RNA, 2687 nt
Organism: Armigeres subalbatus
Lineage: Eukaryota; Metazoa; Arthropoda; Insecta; Diptera; Culicidae
Gene: ArfGAP3
Product: ADP-ribosylation factor GTPase-activating protein 2
Exons: 7
Coding region: 272-1927 (551 amino acids)
Biological process (GO): COPI coating of Golgi vesicle
Molecular function (GO): GTPase activator activity
Source: RefSeq, a predicted model, not a curated record